Messenger RNA from Darwinula stevensoni, 2172 nucleotides. Lineage: Eukaryota; Metazoa; Arthropoda; Ostracoda; Podocopida; Darwinulidae. The record is from the annotation of a GenBank genome assembly.
GGAAAGAGUCCUUGAAUAGAGGCAAGAAGCGACAUCUAUGCGGACGCAUUUCGAGACUGCCCAGCCGUAGGCCAGGGUGGGAGAAAGUAGCUCAGUCCCUCCGUCUCACACCCGGGCGAGCUAUCGUGAUCGUGAACGGGGAUCAUCACGGCAAGAAGUCUUUAUUCCCGUGUCUCAUCAUGAGUCAGGAAGCGAGCCCCUCCCCUGUACUCAUUCGAGGGGAAAUGGUGAAGGCUCCUGAGGCUUCGCGCUCCAUAAUGAAGGCCAGCCCCGGAGCUCGAGUGGUGCCAGGUGAGAACCACCACCGAGUCCUAUGUAAGCAAGUGAGCAUCGAAAGCCCUUCGAAGGCGACUAAGGAGACAGUGUUCACUUUCGAAGUGCCCAUGCCCCCUGUGCCUGAGUCGGGGGCCAGAAUCAAGGUGGUCUGCGCAGGGGUGUGCUACAGGAGACGGGAUUCCACGUUGAGAAGAGACAGCAGCUGCGACUCAGCGACUGCCAGGAACCGAGGGAUCCGGGAUGCUUCCCUUUUCCCCGGCUACGAGGUUGCAGGGAUCGUGGAUGCCCUCGGGGAAAAUGUCCAGGAGGACGGGGAGGUCGAAAUCGGGGAUCGCGUUAUUGUUUACCCCUACGACGGAAUCCCGCACGGGUAUGCGGAGUACAUCUCGAUCCCCGAGACGCAGUAUCUUCUGAAGUUGCCGGUGGGGAUUCCGUUGCCCGUGGCAUCGAUGCUUCCGACCGGAGCUCUGUGGGCCAUGAAUGCCGUCUUCGAUGCCAAGAAACAUGUAGACAGCCUCCACGCCGAGAUAGAACAUGAAAGAGACAAGGUGAAGGUGCUGGUGGUUGGGACUGGAGGUCUUGCCCUGUGGGCUCUUCGUUUGGCCAUUUUUUACUUCGGCCACGAGCACGAGAAGGUCCAGGUCACUGUGGCCACUCUAAAGGAUGAAGGCCUCGCAGACGUCGCCGCAGAUUACGCUAACCAGUUCAACGUGGUGCACUGGGACGAAGAGCUGCACGAGAAGGCGUUGAUCGAGAGGACGCUAGAUGCAUGCAAGGGUCCCGUUGACAUUGUCAUCAACUUCGGGACAACUACUCGGAGUCUUCUCCGUUCCCUGCAAUGCCUCACACGGGGCGGGAUCGUAUUCAUCGGUUCGGAUGCCAGCGACUUCUUAAUCAAGAAAUUCCAGAGACAGUGCGAGGACAGUCGGCAAAAGAUCGAGGCCGUGGAGAUGGGCACUUAUGAACAGCUCCAGCAGCUCGUCAAUCUAGUUGCCAACAAGGAGAUCGAGCCACCUCCUUACACACUGUUUCCGGCCGAGAAAGCCCAAGAGGUGAUCAGGAAAAUGCUCAGGUCAGAGGUGAACGGGAGGGCAAUCCUCCAGUUCACGGAUCUCGUGUGAAGAGCGCCCUCUUCGUGGAAAGGAGACCCUUGAAUGAACGAGGGCUUCGGAUACAUGGAUUCCACUGCUUCGCUUUCGGCCCCCUCUUUUUGCCUCUAGGGAAAAAUUGUCUGCAGGUUCAUGCAUAGAUAACCAAAGUACGAAUGGGGCUUUCUACUCUCAUGAUCUGUCAUCGUGUGGAAGAAACUGGAUAUGGCCCAUUCACCUUCUCCAGCAUUCCCUUGGUUUUCUUUUUUUCUUUUGUUAUUGCAUUCCUAAUCAAGGAAAACCCAAUGGUCAUCCAUUGCCGCAAUUUUCGUCUCUUGAACAUUCCACAGUGAAUGGUGUUUUCACGGGCCAGGUUUUUUUUUCUUUGCUUUUCACCAUGAAGUGGAAGAAUGUUUGCAACUUCGUUCUUUUCAUUCAGGGCAUGAUAGUGUGUCGCAUUAACGUAGUUCCAGGGUCAUACCAGGUGAAGGUUCCCCUGCAGCAGCCAAGCAUGAAACCUGAGAUUUUUGAUCAUCUCGCCCUCGUUUUGACUGUGAUAUUUUGGACGUGAGGUCAGCCCCUUGGAGGGAAUUCAUGGCGCAUGUGUGCUGGGAAAAAAAGAUUUCCUUACUCAAGAACCCCAAGCAGGCUGAUAACAUCACACAUGGAACCAAAAUUGAGGCUACCAAAGAGUCAAGAAUCUCUGGUUUGAAUGCGGUGAGGAAUUCUUGAAAAGUUGUCUCUGUGCAUAGGCCACUGCAAGAUUCCUCUUUCACUUCGAGAAUAAAGAAGUUCCACUGGACACCAU